AUGUCUCGAGCUUUGUCUACCGCCCGCGAGACCAUCGUUAGAUGGUUAGGAUUCAAAAAGGAAUUACUCCCACCCAAUUUCAAGCAGGCUGCCGAGAUUUAUGCAGAGAACGGUGCCGUAAAGAAAGUUGGCAAAAUUGACUCUAUCGAGAUUUUGCAUCGUAACGAUGGCACAAGCCCUGUCCACCAGUCUCACUUCAACCGCAGUGACAAGGCGCUGAUCAUCAGCGCCCGAAUCACACCAGCGGACGGUAGCGGAGCUCGAACUCACCACAUAUAUCCGGAUGGCACAGGUACCAUCAAAAAGGGUGACAGACGCGAAUAUUCCACGUCUCCCACGCAGGGAUCUUAG
Molecule: messenger RNA, 351 nt
Organism: Penicillium arizonense
Lineage: Eukaryota; Fungi; Ascomycota; Eurotiomycetes; Eurotiales; Aspergillaceae
Exons: 3
Coding region: 1-351 (116 amino acids)
Source: RefSeq, a predicted model, not a curated record